Molecule: messenger RNA, 1595 nt
Organism: Durusdinium trenchii
Lineage: Eukaryota; Dinophyceae; Suessiales; Symbiodiniaceae
Source: the annotation of a GenBank genome assembly
AUGGAGAACGAAAGCUCUUCGCCCUUGGCACGGGCAGCUCGCGCCUUGAUGGAGGCGGACUGGGUGUUGGUGGCCAGUGGAGCAGGCUUAAGUGCGGAUUCUGGGUUGGAGACCUACGAAGCCCUGGGCCCCGACUACGACCAGCUCUGUCGAGCAGAGCUAUUGUACGAGGACACUGAGCGCUUCCAGAACUUUUGGCUCAGCAGCUUGCUGAAGUAUCGUGCUCAAGUGCCGCACGAAGGCUUCCAAGUUCUGGAAGGCCUACUGCGAGAACGAGCAGAUAUGGGCCGAGUGUAUCUUUACACCAGCAACGUGGACGGUCAUUUGAGACAGCUGCGAGGCUUCCCCCUGUGUGAGCUCCACGGCUGCUGUGAGGAUUGGAUUUGCUCCGCUCGUCUGACGCCUGAGGCGGACCAUGCGCCCCGCUGGGCGCGGGUGCGGGCGGCACAGGAGGAACUCUUAAGAGGAGGCACAGCGUGCAGAGAGCCUAUGACAGUCCGGAUGGAAGGUGGCUUGGAAGAGGUGCCUUUGAAGUGUCAUUGUGGACUGCCACUGCGAUCCGUGGUUUUCGGAUCAGAUGAUCUGGGUGACGUUUUUGUUUUGUUGUUUAACGUUUGUUCCUUUCUUUUUUUCGGAUUUGACCUGCAGAGUCUGGGGAGACCCAUCAUGGUGUGGAGCUUUUUGCCUUUUGGUUCCACAUGAGCACUCGUCGCACCAGGCUCCAGUUGAUUGACCCCGAACGUGUGGUGACUGCCGUGAAGAUGAAGUGUAGUUGAGUUUGGUGGCUCUGUUAAGACAGAGAGACUCAAAAGAUCUCAGAUAACACGGCCGCUACAAGAUGCUAUAGCCAUUAUGAAUUCUCAAUUGCAAGGGUCUCCUUGUUGGUGAGGGUUUUUCCCGUUUUCUUUAUUGAAUCACAUCCACUUGGGUUUGUACGUGUGUUUGAAGCUUCUACACCACAUCCAUAGUGUAAGCUCCAAGCUAUGCAUGGUUUCUCCUGCAACUGGUUCCACAUCUCUAGGAUGAAGACUGCAAGAUGAUGUGGGAUUCAUCAGAUACAUGAAGCAGAUGUUUAAUCAUGUUUAAUCGUGUAUGUAAAAAAAGAAACAGGAUGCUUAAAUUCCGAACCUAUCAGCAAUCUUCAUCAAUCGUCGAUGAAGACUUCCGGAUCAACAUGGCUUUGGCACCCCAUGACAAAUUUGCCGACAUGUCCUGAAUGAUCUUCUUUGGCGGAAGACAAAUCGUCAUCAUGUUCCCAAAACGCCUCCAGCUGGCUCCAGAUGUUCUGUUUCAUCGAUCUCGUGCCUUAUUUUCCCUACUCCCAGGACCCUGUGUUUUGAUGUUCGGUGACGAGGAUGAAGCCUUGCUCCAGCAGCUUCAGAAGGCUUGGGCGCAGUACCAAUGCUGGGAGGAUGCCAUGGAGGAGGAGAUCAGCGGGAGCCAUUUGGUGAUCCUGGAGAUCGGUGUGGGACGCCGCGUGGAGGUGGUGCGACAGGAGACGAAGGGGAGCGAGGAGAUCAGCGACGUCUGGGCGGUCAACGCUUCUGUGUGGGACCGUGAGACGUUGGGGUGGACAUUGAUGGGUGGGACCGUGA